GUCCCUCCAGGCUUCCAGGACGUCCACGUCAUGAUCUUCGUUGGCUUCGGUUUCCUUAUGACCUUCCUGAAACGUUACAGCUUCGGCGGCGUCGGCUUCAACUUCCUGAUUGCCUCCUUCGGUCUGCAGUGGGCCCUUCUCAUGCAAGGCUGGUUCCACUCCCUCGACCCCGAAACUGGAAAAAUCACCAUUGGAGUUGAGAGUCUGAUCAAUGCUGACUUCUGCUGUGCCGGCUCUCUGAUCGCCUACGGUGCCCUGCUGGGAAAAGUGAGCCCCGUCCAGCUGUUGGUUGUCACCUUAUUUGGCGUCACACUCUUUGCUGUGGAAGAAUACAUCAUCCUCGACCUCCUUCAUUGCAGAGAUGCUGGAGGCUCCAUGGUCAUUCACGCCUUUGGAGGAUACUAUGGUUUAGCCAUUUCCUGGGUCCUGUACCGACCAAACCUGUACCAAAGCAAAGGCCUCAAUGGAUCCGUCUACCACUCGGAUGUAUUUGCUAUGAUCGGAACACUGUUCCUGUGGAUGUUCUGGCCCAGUUUCAACUCGGCCAUCACGGACCACGGCGACGGACAGCACAGAGCCGCCAUCAACACUUACCUCGCCCUCGCCUCCUCUGUGCUCACAACGGUGGCCAUUUCCAGCAUGUCUCAGAAGAGAGGAAAACUAGACAUGGUGCAUAUCCAGAAUGCCACUCUGGCUGGUGGUGUUGCCAUGGGGACAGCGGCAGAGUUCAUGAUCACUCCCUAUGGUUCACUCAUCGUGGGUUUCUGCUGCGGAAUCAUCUCCACCUUCGGCUACCUGUAUGUCACGCCAUUCUUAGAGAAGUAUCUGAAAAUCCAGGAUACAUGUGGCGUCCACAACCUGCACGCUUUGCCAGGGAUGCUGGGUGGCUUCGUAGGUGCCAUCGUUGCUGCAGCAGCCACUGAGUCUGUCUAUAGUAAAGAGGGGUUGAUCAACACAUUUGACUUUGAAGGUGAAUUUGCAGACAGGUCUGUUGGGACACAGGGAGGCUUCCAGGCUGCUGGCACAUGUGUAGCCAUUGCAUUUGGACUCGUAGGAGGUGCAAUUGUCGGUGAGUUUAAGAAAUGAUUUAAAAAGGUCUCA
Molecule: messenger RNA, 1101 nt
Organism: Paralichthys olivaceus (Japanese flounder)
Lineage: Eukaryota; Metazoa; Chordata; Actinopteri; Pleuronectiformes; Paralichthyidae
Source: RefSeq, a predicted model, not a curated record